Molecule: messenger RNA, 1251 nt
Organism: Fraxinus pennsylvanica
Lineage: Eukaryota; Viridiplantae; Streptophyta; Magnoliopsida; Lamiales; Oleaceae
Source: the annotation of a GenBank genome assembly
AUGUCAGGCAAGGGAAGCUUCGCGGUGUCGCGGAGCCAUGGGGGAGACAGAUUUUACAACCCGCCGGCGGUGCGGAGGCAACAGCAAAUGCUGUUACAACAACAACAGUUGACGCAGAAGCAGCAGUUGAUGCACCAGCAGCAGCAGCAGGAGCUGCAGACGGCGGGGUUGAAGACGGAGUAUUUGACCCAUGCUGAGGCGGGGAACCGAAGUGAGUCUGAUGACUCGAAUGCAGCAUUGUCGAAACUGGAUUCUGUCCGAUCGGUUUCGCCUCCUGUACAACCGCCGCCUGUUGUUAUUACUAACUUGGAUCGUUUGAUGGAAUCCGUUACUCCAUUCAUUCCUGCACAUUGCGGCUCUGAGACAAAUGCAAGGGGAUCGAAAAUGCGGAAAUCAGUGUCUCAUCCAUUUUAUUGUUUGGAUGAUCUGUGGGAAUCUCUUAAAGAGUGGAGUGUGUAUGGGGCAGGAGUACCUUUGGUAUUGAACGAGAAAGACCGAAUCAUACAGUAUUAUGUUCCAUACCUGUCAGGCAUACAGUUGUACAUAGACUCUAAGAAGCCUUCUUCACGACUUAGGAGGCCUGGUGAGGAGAGUGAUGCCGAAUCAUCUAUGGAAACAAGUAGUGCUGGCAGCAGUGAUUGUGAAGCUGAUAGGCAUUCCAAAUCCGUUGCGGAUGGGUCGAGGAAUCAGCAGAACCUCAUUAAUUUUAACUCCCAACGUCUAAACAAACUUGUGCUGAGAGAUAAAUCUGUCAUCAGUUCAUCUAGUGACGAAGCUGAAAUUUCUAAUUCACCUGGACUGCCUGUGUUUGAAUAUUUGGAGCAAGAACAACCAUAUAACCGUAGACCACUAACUGAUAAGAUGAAGGUCUUUCAACCUAUAGGUAUCGAACCAUACAAAAGAACGUAUCCAAUUUAUAGAAUACCCAUAGGCCCAACACUGCAUGAUCUGGAUGCGUCAUUUUUGACCUUUCAUCCCUUGUCAACGCACUCUAGAAGUAAUAUUUUGCCUCAAUUUCAUGCUGCAAACACUAGGCAAGUCCGUGGAAUUGUUGAUCCGUCUUCAACAAUUUCUUUACCAGUCUUUGGCCUUGCUUCAUACAAGUUAAAAGGUUCAAUUUUGAGCCCUUGUGCAGCUCAUGAACGCGAGCAAGAGAGCUCUCUUUUGCACGUUGCAGACAAUUGGCUUCGCAAUUUGAAUGUUAUUCUCCCUGAUUACCAAUUUUUUCUUGCUCACUCUCAGUGGAGAUGA